Messenger RNA from Synchiropus splendidus (mandarinfish), 2628 nucleotides. RefSeq names its product tyrosyl-tRNA synthetase 1 (gene yars1). The record is from RefSeq and is a predicted model, not a curated record. Gene Ontology annotation, molecular function: tRNA binding; tyrosine-tRNA ligase activity; ATP binding. The transcript is spliced from 14 exons. The coding region runs from base 110 to 1702 and encodes 530 amino acids. NCBI's taxonomy places the organism in Eukaryota, Metazoa, Chordata, Actinopteri, Syngnathiformes, Callionymidae. Gene Ontology annotation, biological process: tyrosyl-tRNA aminoacylation.
AGCCUCAACUGCAAUCGAUAGCAGAGUCCGCUGAUGCAACGUCUCUGACAGCCGGUGCUCUCCUCACUCACGCCUCCCCUGCGGCCACAUUUGGAGUCAAAUCUGCACCAUGGCGGAUCAGCUCAGUCCUGAUGAGAAGUUCCACCUCAUCACCAGGAAUCUCCAGGAGGUGCUUGGAGAGGAGAAGCUGAAGCAGGUCCUUCAGGAGAGAGAACUCAAGGUUUACUGGGGCACUGCAACCACUGGGAAGCCACAUGUCGCCUACUUUGUUCCCAUGUCCAAGAUCGCUGACUUCCUAAAGGCUGGAUGUGAGGUUACAAUUCUGUUUGCAGACUUGCAUGCCUACUUGGACAACAUGAAGGCCCCGUGGGAACUGCUGGAGCUCCGGGUGAAAUACUAUGAACAAGUGAUCAAGGCCAUGCUGGAGAGCAUUGGUGUACCUCUGGACAAGCUCAAGUUCAUCAAAGGAACAGAUUAUCAGCUGAGCAGAGAGUACUCCCUGGACGUGUACCGCCUGUCCUCCAUGGUGACCGAGCAUGACGCUAAAAAGGCAGGGGCUGAGGUGGUGAAGCAGGUGGAGCAUCCUCUGUUGAGCGGUCUGCUCUACCCUGGGCUGCAGGCUCUGGAUGAGGAGUACUUGAAGGUGGAUGCUCAGUUUGGAGGAGUCGACCAGCGGAAGAUCUUCACGCUGGCAGAGAAGUACCUACCGUCUCUGGGCUACGCCAAGCGCUCACAUUUAAUGAACCCCAUGGUACCAGGACUGACUGGUGCCAAGAUGAGUUCCUCAGAAGAAGAGUCAAAAAUCGAUCUCCUCGACUCCAAGGAAGACGUGAAGAAGAAGCUGAAGAAAGCGUUCUGUGAGCCCGGAAACAUCCAGAACAAUGGAGUUCUAUCGUUCGUCAAAUAUGUUAUCUUUCCUCUCCGUGGAGAGUUUUGCAUCAAAAGGGACCCGAAGUGGGGCGGUGACAAGGUCUUCACUGUUUUUGAGGAGUUGGAGAAAGAGUUUGCUGAGGAGUUGAUCCACCCUGGAGACCUGAAGGCCUCAGUUGAAGUGGCUCUCAACCAACUGCUAGAGCCCAUCAGGAAGAAAUUUGAGUCGCCAGAGCUUCGCAAGCUCACCAACUGUGCUUACCCGGACCCCUCGAAGACGAAAGGAGCAGGGAAAGGUAACAAGGUGGCAGGGGGCGCUGUCGAGGAGGAGCUGGUUCCCUCCAGACUGGACAUCCGUGUUGGCAAGGUCAUCAGUGUGGAGAAGCACCCAGAUGCCGACUCACUUUACCUGGAGAAGAUCGACGUGGGCGAGGCAGAACCGAGAACAGUUGUCAGCGGUUUGGUGGCCUACAUUCCGCAGGAGGAUCUGCAGGACCGGAUGGUGGUGCUGCUGUGCAAUCUGAAGCCUCAGAAGAUGCGUGGGAUUGAGUCUCAGGCCAUGCUGCUGUGUGCCUCUAUUGAAGGGGAGCCGAGAAGAGUGGAGCCUCUGGAUCCUCCUGAGGGGUCCUCUCCCGGGGAGCGGGUAUUUGUGGAAGGGUAUGAGGCGGGACAGGCAGAUGACAAACUCAACCCCAAAAAGAAAGUGUGGGAGAAGCUACAGGUGGACCUGAAUAUCUCGGACAACUGUGUGGCACAGUGGAAAGAGCAGCGGCUGGUGACCAAGCUGGGACAGAUCACGUGUAAGACACUAAAGGGAGGAAACAUCAGUUAGGAGUUGUUGGUCUAGUAUUUUGUGUCAAACGUCCUCCUGACUCUCCUGGGUCAGUGCUGCGGCCUGUUCUCCACAAUCAUGCUUUGAACCCCCGUCCACUCUCGCUUCUUUACACAGCAGUGGCGUGAUGAAUCUGAAGCGCUAUAAAUCAUGUUGUCACUGUGAAGUGUCACUGUUGCCCAUUGUAACAAUGGCAUGAUAAUAAAAUGGAAAACCUUUCCGGUGUCAGCAAAGGGGAAUUAAGUCAGCGUUUCAUCUUUUGUCGUGAAUGAAUGGGAAGUGACCAUGGGCUGAUAACUCCGCAGCAGUGAAGGUUUAGCUGAGGAACCAUUGUCACACUUGGUCUCAGAAAUUAAUGCUAGUUCAAUUCUGUGCUUUCAUUUAUCUUCUUGUUAUCUAAAUAUUUUAAUAUAAGUCUGAGAGGAGCUCAAAGAACAACACAGUCGGUUUCAUCUGUAUCAUUUCCCCUCAUAUCCUGAGGAAAAAAUAUAUUGUCUUGUUCAGGUACCCAACAUCCCAAGCUUGCAUGUCACCAUGAUCAUUGACAUUCCAAUUAUGCCAAGUCAUCAUGUUUGUAAUCCCUGCUUUUAAAAUGUGUCUCAUCAGAACGUGUCAUGAACCUGGUCAUGUUUUGAGAGAAAAUGAAAGCACACGACAAAUUUGCAAUAACUUUAUUUAUGGAAUUAACACCUACAUUUUUUUUCAUCCAUACCAAAAAUAAAUGCAACACUUAAAUUUACUCCCAUUUGCAUUUUUCUAAAGGAAAUAUUUAAAUAAGCUCUUGAAUAGAAGCGUCUGCUGGCAUUAAAGGUAAAAAUGUGUGGAGGAUAAAACCUGCAAAACAUUUUACCAGCAGUCAAAAAGUCAGUCCAUUUAUUUGGCGAGACGAUUGCACUGAUCUUGCUGCUGCACACGAUACAAGUGAA